AUGGCAGAUAUUCAAAGACCCACCGGUGUGGUCUACCCUGACCUACCACGAUUAGAAAACAAUUUACGGAGUGCGAUGGUGCGCAGGUUAUUUUCACAAAGAGAGCGAGAAUAUACUGGUUAUUCAUCUGAUAUUGCUGAGAAUCAUAGUGAGAUUGAAGAGCGUGGUAACAUAAAUACUAUAGAAGCAACGCCAAUAAUAGUUAAUGGAAUAAACCGUAUGUCGAAGGGAGGUUUCUUUAGUGAUGAUGAGACAACCUCUACCUUAAGUGAAUUGUCGUCAGGUCAUGAUUCAAGCUUGGAUAGCUUAGAUAGCUUGGAUAAUUAUCAAAAUUCUUUUGUUGAUGCUUCGGAAAAUAUUCAGAGCGAUUCUAAUUGCUCAGAAAAUGGUCAAAGUUCUACGUUCAACGAGACAGAAAAAAAUCAAGAAACAAAAUUUAAUGGUUCUGAUAAAGACACAACUUACAGUGACUCAGACAAAGUUUCUUAUUAUGACAAUUAUGAAACUAACAAUAUUAAUGAUAUUUCGUCCAGUGAAUUAUUAUCACCACCUUUCACAUUACCGCAAGAUCAAUCAUCAUAUAUAACACCACAAAAUCAAGAACCAUCUCCCGAACUACCAGAAAAUAACAACGAAAUAUGUUCAAGUAGUAUAAGUAAAUAUAACAAAAAUAUUGAGAGAGAAAAUGGUGAAAACAAUAAUAGUAAAGUCAAGAAAAAUUUAGGAGUGAGAUGUAAUAGUGAGAAUGAAAGUAAUUGCGAAGAAAGCGAAGACGACUUAACUGCUCUGAACUUUAUACAAGCAAAAAUUGAAGAGUUAGCUAAGUGGAAGAAGGACGUAUGGACACGUUUACGUGAGCAAUCCGAAAGCUCAUCUACUCCUGAACCGAGAGGUGAAAAUGGAAUAUCUGUCGAUGUCUCAGCGAAUAAUUCAACACCGAAGGCUGAAACCAAUGAUACAUCCAUAAAAGUACAGUCAGAGGAUGAAUCAAGAUCAACAAUUUUAAUACGACAAAACGAAAACCUAAUAAGCUCAUAUCAUAAUACAGAUGAACCGAUCGAAUCGAAUUCAACUUUUACGAAUAAUGAAUCAAAAGGCUCAAAUCCUGUACCAUACUAUGAGCGACCUGAAUCAAACCGAUCACGAAAUGAGUCAACAGCUUUUUCAAACCAUGAGAGAAAUGAAUUUGGAUCUUUUCCUCAUGACCGAGUAGACAGGAAGUUUUUUCCAGUCAGUGAUCGUUUUGAAUCAUUUCUUUAUUCAAAUUAUGAACGUGAUUCAAGGCUCUUUUUCGACGAUCGUUAUGAUACAAGGUCUUAUCCUGAUGAUCGAUAUGAAACAUUCCUCUAUGAGAACAGUGAACGAAACGAUUUAUGUCGUUUUCCCAGUCAUGAACGGAAUGAUCCAGGGCGUUUUUUAAAUCAUGAACGAUUAGAUCCAAACGGUUCUUUAAUUAACAGACAAGAUGAUGAUACUACAGCUUUUCAUCAACAAUUACCACCUGUGAUAAAACGUCAUAAUGAACAACAAAAUGCACCUUUAGGUCCAAUACAUAAGAGAUUUCGACAUAUGUCUAACGGGUUUUAUUAUGAUCCUAUGAACCACGCCCCUAACAAUAGUAUUUAUGGUCCACCACCAACAGGACCAAGUGGAAUGACUGGGAAUGGCAUGAUGGGUCGGGGAAGAGAAGAUCAAUAUCAUCAUUAUUAUCACAGGAAUGAUUACCGACCUCCACCCUAUUUUGAUCGACAGGGACCAUAUGGACGAGGCCACAUGAAUAAUAAUAUUUCACGACGUCCUAUAGGACUAUCUUCAAGGCUUCUUUCCCGGCCACAAGAGCGUCCACGUGGCAGAUAUUAA
Scutellospora calospora is the source of this 1860-nucleotide messenger RNA. NCBI's taxonomy places the organism in Eukaryota, Fungi, Glomeromycota, Glomeromycetes, Diversisporales, Gigasporaceae. The record is from the annotation of a GenBank genome assembly.